Messenger RNA from Schistosoma haematobium, 3394 nucleotides. RefSeq lists its product as uncharacterized. Gene Ontology annotation, cellular component: membrane; synapse; neuron projection. The transcript is spliced from 6 exons. Lineage: Eukaryota; Metazoa; Platyhelminthes; Trematoda; Strigeidida; Schistosomatidae. Gene Ontology annotation, molecular function: neurotransmitter receptor activity; extracellular ligand-gated monoatomic ion channel activity; transmembrane signaling receptor activity. Bases 66 to 2783 code for a protein of 905 amino acids. The record is from RefSeq and is a predicted model, not a curated record. Gene Ontology annotation, biological process: monoatomic ion transmembrane transport; signal transduction; nervous system process.
CGUCUUAUUAUAGAAUACUCAACAGACAUAUACAAGACUAUGUUCCGGAUUUGGUGGUUCUAUGAAUGUUCGUCAUAAAUUUACACAAAUCUUUGAAGAUAUUUUUGAUGAUGAAUCCAAAAUAUAUCAUUCUUUUAUCAUAUGUAUGCUUAACACAUUUCAGUAGUCUAAUGUUUAGUCAUGCAUCAACUGAAUCAUGGUAUAUAAGAUCACGUAAGGGUGUUGCAGCCAAUGUUGCUGCAUCGGCUUCAUCAAAAACACAACCAGUACCCAUAUCAACUCAAUUAACGACAAGCGGUCGUGCUUCAACAUUUUCAUAUGAUGAACCCCAAUUUACAAUAAGUGAUUCGAAUCUUCGGAGUGGUUCAUUUACAGCAGAAGAAAAACUGGUAGCUCAACUACUGAAUCGAGGGAGUUUAACUGUUCGACCAAAUGGUUAUAUGAAUCAGUCUACAAAUCCUGUACACGUUAAUAUAACUUAUAAUGUUGUACAGAUUCUUGGAUUUUCACAAUCAGAAGAAACCUUGAGUAUCUCCGGAUGGUUUACUAUGAGAUGGACCGAUCCUAGAUUGACUUGGGAUCCAGAGGAGUUCUCUGAAAUUCAAGAAGUCAGUCUACCAACAACAAAUUUAUGGAUACCAGAUGUGGGCGUUAUGAAUGGAAAAGCAUCCACUGAUUUCGAUUUUAGUGCAGGUGUAAGAGGACGGGUUACCGUAAGCAAUGACGGAUCAGUUACUUGGCUUCAUGGUGCGGUUCUAGAUGUGACAUGUCCCCUUGAUGUAUCAUUUUUCCCGUUUGAUUAUCAAACAUGUUUUCUGAUUCUUGUUCCAUGGCAAAGUGGUGAACAACAAUUACUUUUGCAACCAUUUACACAUGGUUCAGCAGUGGAUAAUAGUUACUUACCUAAUUCUAAUGUCAGUGAAUGGGAAAUUCAAUCUGUUCAUUUUGUACGGAAGAAAUAUCGUAGUGAUAUGAAUGUCACUUACCAAUAUGUGAGUAUUGCUAUCCAUCUUAAAAGGCAGCCGCUGUAUUUUAUUGUACUUGUUCUUGUUCCAUUUUCAAUGUUAUCUGCUCUUGCAUGCUUGAUCUUCACAUUAGAUGACACAGGAGAUAGGUUAUCAGUUGCACUUUCCUUAGUUCUCAGUAUGACUAUGUAUGUGGUGAUUGUAUCAACAAAUGCUCCCCGCUCAAUGAGGACAUUGCCUGUUUUAGGUAUUUUUCUGCUGGAUCAGCUUGGCCUCUUAAGUAUUGCAACAAUACUUGCUGUAAUGAACAACAAACUAUACCAAUCAACAGAACUACUCACUUGGCAAGAUUUCAUUUAUGCAAUCUCAGGCACUGGACAAGGUAAACGACGUAACAGUGAGCCAUACUCUGAACACCUUUAUGUUAAUAGACACAUGCAUGAAAAUCAUAAUUACAAUGAUAGAUAUAAAACACCACGCAAUAACACAAACAGACAAGAACCAAAAUAUAAAUCGUCAUUACAACAAACAGACCAGUUAAUUGAGAAGAGUAUUUCCAGACAACAGUACUAUUUUAAAAAGUACUGCAAACCUGUAAAACUGUUAUCACGUAAAAGUAAUAAGACCGUUAAUAAUAAUAAUAGUAACAGUAAUUGUGGUAAAAGUAAUAAUCAAUCAAACCGUUAUUUUCCAAUCCAUCCUGACAGUGGACACUUCAUAAACCAUUGUGAUUCAGAAGUUAUCCUAAAUGCAACAAAUUUUACAUCAGAUGUCAAAUAUCGUCCUAUUGACCCAGACUCUGACAGUCCAAUCGGACAAGUAAAUAAGAUAUCAAGACCUAAAUUUUUAGAAUCAGCUAAUUCCAAUAUCAUCCAUAAUAUUAACGCUUUUAAGAAUAGUAAGACUGAAAUUAACAACAGUACUAUUAGUGAUAAACAAGAUAUAAUGAAAUGUCAUGAAUACAAAAUGAUCCAUCCGAGAUUACGUAAUAGCGAUUUUUCAAAUAAAUCUCAUUUUAUAAAAAACAAACCGAAAGACAGUGUUUCAGAAAGAUCUCCUUGGAGAGAACAUUUACCGAUGUCAUAUGACCAAAUAAUGAAGCAGAAGUAUCCAAUGAAGCCAUCAUACAAAUACGCCGCGCCAUCAGUAACUGAAAGUUCACCAAGUGAUGACGAAAACGAUGAUGUAAACAGUGAUACAGAUGAUGUAGAUAGUGAUACUUCAGAAAGAAUAUUCCGAACCACUGUAACAGCAACUGCAGCAGCGGCCUUGGCAGCUACUCGUGUUAUUGCUUCUGAUUAUGGUGUAACAGAUCUAAAUCCAUCUCAAACAAAAAUGUAUGGGGCGAAAUCAAAUCUUAACACAAACAAAAAUGCUUCUGGUUUUUACGAGACAGCUAAAUCAAGGAAACAUAUACGAAGUGACUUACCAAUAAAAACAGUGGAAGAAUUUGAUCAUAUUGAUUCUAAGUUAGCCGCUCAAGCAGCAAUAAAUGCAGCAUUUGAAGCAGCUGCACAAACUUAUCAACUGAGUAAAGAAUAUACUAGACAUCAAAAUCCCCACGAUUCAUACCAUUUCCCAUCGUCCAAGUGUGGAAAACGCCAUAAACAAAGCUUAUUAAUCAACAGCAGCUAUAACGACCACACUGACUACCUCACAGAAUUAAAUUCAUAUCCGUACCGCAAAUUAGCUUCACGUUUAGACUGUAUACAAAUGAUAACUUACCUUUUCUUAUCAACGAUAAAUGCUAUUGCUUGUCUCAUACUUAUGCCAAAAUACUCACAAGAUUCUAAUCCACCAGCCCAUUUGAUCUCAUAAAAAGUGAAUGAUUAGUCGUAAAACAUUGUUUUAUUCCACUUCAUAAGUUAGAAAAUAAUUUUACCAGGGAAUCUCACUGACCACUUCCUUUGAUUCAUACGGCCUGUCCGUCUUAUAUAUAGGGUAUAAAAUUUAAUUUAUCAGUUGAAUUUGUAAUUGAUAAAUAACUUUUAGCUUAUUAGUCCUCAGAAAAUAAUACUAAUCAUAAAUAAUUGAACUCAGUGGCUGAAAUGUAACCUGGUCAUGAAACUUAAAGGUUUCGGUUUCAGUCUUGAAGAGUAUCAAAACUUCAUACCACUGUGAAGUAAAAACUAACCAUUCAAAAACUAAGUGAUUCAAAUCGAAUUCCAAGUGGUAUUUCAACUGAUGACGAUUGGCCUAAACUUAAACCAAACUAAUUAAACGAUUAAUUAAACUAACUAUUAGUUAACCAUUGUUCAUUAUUUUCUUUUCUUCAUUGUUUAAUGUUGUAUUUGUCAUUUAAAAUGUCGCUUUCUUAUUCUGCACAUGUUCCAACCUUUUUUCCUGUACACCUAAAUAUUUAAAAUUAAUUAUAUAAUGACACUUUUUAGAGUUAGAAAAAAAAGGACUGACUAGAGUUAUCUCCCAAU